AUGCAGAAAAGCAAAUCAGACCUGUCCUGGCAGAGGGUUGCAGAUGGCAUUUCAAGUAGAGAACCAUCACGUUCCAUGGCCCCAACUUAUAAACCAAAAGGGACUGAUCUGGAUGCUCCUCCGAAGAGCAGGAGGACAACCCACACAACAUCAAAAAAGCAAGGUUCUGUAUUUUCUCCUGUUAUUAUUAUCUCUGCAAGUACAACGCUGAACCAGUCAAAAAAUACUCAAGCAACAACGGUAAAUACUCACAAUCAGUCACCACUGCCAUUAGUUUCUUGGACGUUGACCCAUGGUGCUACAAAGAAUCACAAAACAACAUCCAGCUCAGUCAUUGGUGCCAGCGGUGACGAAUACCAAGGGAGUCCUCGUCGUGGCCGUCAUCAUCGUCAAAAUGAUCCUCCUGAAAUAGUAAACAUGUCUCCUCAACGUGUAACAAUAGUAUCUGAAGACAACGAUGAAGACUGGUUUGGUCCAACACUCCCACCAUCUUCGCCUCAUGUACUCGAAGGUCCUGAGGAUAUAAGGACUCCAUCAACGCCUGUCCACCCCCCUCCUCAUAGGCGUGAAGCGACCACAUAUCGGUUUGUUCAUUUUGAUGCUCCAGACCCUCCAUUGUCACCUGUAGAGUCAUCUCCAUUGCCAUCCCCGAGCUCAAAAUCUUCUUCUGUAUUGAGCCAUGAGUCAUCGCCAUCAAGCUCCCCUUCACCAACUCAAAAGGACUCUCGUGGUGCAGGCGAUAUAUGGCCAUUCUUUGUAGAGGAAGAUAGCCAUCGCAUCUGCAAACUGUGCAGGGCUAAUAAAAAGUCAGCCACAAGACCGAAAACAUACCGGAUGAGCACAGGCACUACUGUUCUCUGA
This is a messenger RNA of Desarmillaria tabescens, 861 nucleotides long. RefSeq lists its product as uncharacterized. The record is from RefSeq and is a predicted model, not a curated record. Lineage: Eukaryota; Fungi; Basidiomycota; Agaricomycetes; Agaricales; Physalacriaceae. The transcript is spliced from 6 exons. Bases 1 to 861 code for a protein of 286 amino acids.